UUUAUUUUACAGUCAUGGCGGCUUCGAGUUCGGGCUCAGGGCAGCGGCGAUCGGUUGGUACUGUGGGGCAAGAGGAGCUGCGGCGGUUAAUGCGAGCAAAACAGCGCGAGUCGGCUGCGGGGAAAAGGAAAAUUGACUCGCCCUACGUCAGAUAUAAUAAUUUGGGGAAUUUAAGUUGCUCUCUGUGCAAUGUGUCAGUGAAGAAUGAACUGUUGUGGCAAACGCAUGCUCUUGGAAAGCAGCACAAGGAGAGACUAGAAUCAUUAAAAGAUAUUAAAUAUUCUACAUCCAGACCAUUUUCUGACACUUCAUCUUCUCUCAAAAGAAAAAUGUCAGAGACAAAAUCUCCAGAACAGAAGAAAGGAAAAGAUUGUAGUGACCAUCCACAAACUGCUUCUUCUGAGCUGCCAAAAGAUUUUUUUGGCAAAAUUGAGCAAACAGUAGUAGAAACAAUAUUUACAAAAGGUUCAAGUGGUGUAUUACUAGGAAACGAUGAAACAGAUGCAGGGAAGAUAGAAGAAAUGGCAAAAGAAAUCAGAGAGAGCAACAUCAAAACUCCAUUGCCAACCACAGCUCACUGUGGAUCAACUCCGGGCCUUGUUCCAAAAGCAGAACUUGUAGCCUGUUUAUCAUCAGACUAUUUGGACAACAGCACUUCAGCUACUUCUCUGCUGCCCCAUUCAGGAUCUGUACAGAAGACAGAAUCACAAGAAAAACUUGUUCAAAGAAGAGAAAACACUGCAGAGGCCUUACCAGAGGGAUUUUUUGAUGAUCCAGAAGUGGAUGCAAAGGUGCGCAAGGUUGACACUCCAAAGGAUCAGAUGGACAAAGAAUGGGAGGAAUUCCAGAAAGCCAUGAGACAAAUCAAUACAAUUUCAGAAGCUAUAGUGGCUGAAGAAGAUGAAGAAGGGCGACUUGACCGUCAGAUUGGAGAAAUUGAUGAGCAGAUAGAAUGUUUCCGUCGUGUCGAACAACUGCGUGACCGCCAGGAAAUAAUGAAGGAUAAAUUAAAGGAAACUAUGAGUCAAAGAGUCACACAGACUAAAGAAGAUGAUAUUGGUAGUGAUGAUGAAGGUGAAUUACAGGACUUGCUCUCUCAGGACUGGAGAGCAAAAGGAACGAUAUUGUAGCUGCCUGAGAAGAGAGAAUUAAUUUUUUAAUUAUGACAUUGUUCUUUUAUCAUGUACUAGCAUUUUGCAUAUGUAUGUAUGUAUGUAUAUGAAGUCCUGUAGGUGUUAAAAUCUUCUGUUGUACAUUAUAUAAUCUUUUUAUAAAAAUAAUUGUAGCUCUUCUGGAAACAAACAGACCUUUUAUUUGAGCCAGUGUGUGCCAGCAGUAGCUUUUUAAUAUGCAUUAAAAUGUGCUUUCUUUGAAGAUAGGUUAGCAUAAAAGCAAGCACUUUCCAAUUGGAACUGUUUUGUAGUUUUAAACAGAAACUCAAUUGUUUUUAUUUCCUGCACCUAACAUAUGCCAUAGUUGUGACCUCCAUACUAUAUUGGAAACUUAUAUUAAGUGUUCCUGAGAUUCAGAAAUAAUGUGCUAUUAACUAGGGACAUCUGUUGACUAAAAAUAUAAGUCUAAAUCCACUGGCUCACAGAAAUCAGAGUUUUCAAACUCACUGAAGUUUCCUAGUCUUGCAUUUUUGUAGCCUUACAUUUAUUAAUUGCUCAUUGAUGCAGGCAUUCAUUAGCAAAUUUAGGUGGAUGCUUACUAAUGUAUAAUCCUGGGAAAGGAUGCCCCACUAAGUAAACAGCAUGAGUUUUCCAAUUGAAUGUGUUCCUUUCACAGAAGGAAGAAUUUUGCUUCUUUCCUCCUGCAUUCAGCCAUGAGCACACUUCCUAAAGAAUAUUGAAUGAUGCUCAAUAGGAAAGGAGGAGACUUAGAGCUCUUUAUAAACAUCUCUAAAUUGAUCCAAAUACUAGGAAUGAAGUUUCUGGGCUAAGCUGGAUUAAACUGGCAGUAAAUGAAUGGUUAAGACAACCAAGGACAAUAUUUGAAAAUAUGGAUUGUCAUCCAAAGACAUGUUGGCUGUUGGAAAAUGUUGAUGGUUUUUCUUUGAACAGCAAGUUCCCAUGCUAUACUUAGUGGAGUUUGAUGUUUCCUCAGCUUCAGAGACAAUUUGAUAAUGUGGCCCUGUAGCCUAAAAUGUCUAAAUCCCCCUUGCUUCAUUUAACUGCCAUAUACAGUGGGGCAAAAAAGUAUUUAGUCAGCCACCAAUUGUGCAA
Messenger RNA from Python bivittatus (Burmese python), 2225 nucleotides. Lineage: Eukaryota; Metazoa; Chordata; Lepidosauria; Squamata; Pythonidae. The record is from RefSeq and is a predicted model, not a curated record.